Molecule: messenger RNA, 1836 nt
Organism: Rhagoletis pomonella (apple maggot)
Lineage: Eukaryota; Metazoa; Arthropoda; Insecta; Diptera; Tephritidae
Product: zinc finger protein 3-like
Exons: 4
Cellular component (GO): nucleus
Molecular function (GO): zinc ion binding
Source: RefSeq, a predicted model, not a curated record
ACGUUAUCAAUGAAACGAUAGUGGCGAUAGUACUAAAACUAUCGAUAGUUAUUUCAAGUGACCAGCCUAUCGAUAGUAUCGUCUAUAGUUCGACAGCUCUAUUUGACACUUUUGACUGGUUUUAUUUUUUUAUUUGGCCGAUGUGUUUUUAGAGUAAAUAUUUGGAAGAUUCCCUGGACAAUAAGCAGUUAAAGGAAAAUUAUCAACUGAAUGCCAACCAUGGAAAUUAGCAUUAAGUGGAACGUUUGUCGUGUCUGUUUAGCAGAGGAGCAACAACAUCAUCCAAAAUAUAUUCUGAUUGAUAGCAAAAUGGCCAAACAAAUUUAUGAUAUUGCUGGCGUACAGAUGAAUAACAGCGACAAUCUACCUGACAAGAUUUGCCGUAAAUGUGUGCUACUGCUAAAAUAUGCAUGCCACUUUAGUCAAACAUGCCGCAGCUCAGAAGAAUAUUUGCAGUCAGUUAUUCAAAAAACAAAAUCGGCUACGUCUAUGUUAAAAAUGGAUAAACGGAGAGAACAUUCAGUGGAAUUACUUGAAGAGAUUUUUAAGGAAGAUGCUGAAUUGAUAUCUGCAAAUAAAGACGAAGCGCUACACGAUUCAACAAUGGACGACGAUUUAAAAAUUAAUAAGGAUAAAUUGAUAAAUUCACCAGUACUUGCUGAGAAAAUUGGAGAUGGCGGAGAUGAUAAAGAAAUAUGUCCAACUAAAUUAAUGAGAGCUAUUCCGAGAACAACCACAGCUUUUAAUAUGCAGCAAUCUCAAAGAACACAACAUGUUAAAACGACCACAAAAUUCUUCGUGAUGAAGGAUAAUGAUAAAGUAGGCGGAGCAACAUUUAAUAAUAAGUUAAAUAAAAUUAACAGAGAUGUGGAAAAUUUCGAACACGAAUUCUCAUAUGACGAUCAUGAAGAAAAUGAAUUAGAUGGGUUCGAUGACAGCAAAACAAAUAAUAAAGAAGAGGCUUUACUUGUAAGUAAAUCCAACUCAGAAUGUAGCAUGGAUAUGGAUUAUAUUAAUGACGACGCCCAAAAACAAGAAGAUACCAACGAAUGCAGUUUAAACAAUGAAGAAGAUAGCAAUGUUAAUGAAACAGAUAAUACACUUGGUGUAGAAAAAAACACGGAAAACGAGAAAAUAUUACCCAACAGUGACGACGAACAGGAGCAAGAAACCGAUGAACUAUUUUACAUAAUCGAAGAACCCGUAAUUAAGGAAGAAGAUUCUAUAAUUCAACAAAAUGUACAUGUUGAAGCCGAUGUUGAAGUUGAACCGAAUUUAGACGUUGAAGAAAAUGCAGAUGCAGAAUCGGAGUCUACCAUGCAGCUUAUUGAGGAUUUAACUGAAGCCGAUGGUUGCGAUGAAGGAGAAGAACCUGGUUAUGAAAGGUCUGAAACCAACAGAUCAGUGGUACAGAUGGAGGAGUAUCUGAUAGAUGAAAGUGAUAUAGGAUCAGUUGCUCAGCAAGAAUUAGAAUCAAGUGAGCAGCUCGCCUCGAACCGACCCAGUACAGCGACUAUUAAAAUUAGGGAUCGAGAACAACGCAGCUCGCCGCAUAUUCGCAGAAAAGCGAAUUUUUCUUUAAUGUUUUCCUGUGACGUUUGCGGUAAUCAUUUCACCAACCGUAGCUUGAGAAAUUAUCAUAUGCGUAUACACCGUCAAGAAAAAAAUUUCGAAUGCGAAUUGUGUUUUAAGCGCUUUACGGCGGCAUGUAACUUGACAGCGCACAUGCGCAUACACACAGGAGAAAAACCCUACGAAUGUCAAUACUGCUUCCGGAGGUUUACAGAUCGUAGCACGCACGUGAAACAUGAACGGGUACACACAAAUGAAAAACCU